Xiphias gladius (swordfish) is the source of this 759-nucleotide messenger RNA. RefSeq lists its product as uncharacterized. The coding region runs from base 1 to 759 and encodes 252 amino acids. The record is from RefSeq and is a predicted model, not a curated record. Lineage: Eukaryota; Metazoa; Chordata; Actinopteri; Istiophoriformes; Xiphiidae. The transcript has a single exon.
AUGGCCACCUCAAAUGGGAAAGGUGAAAAAGUGUCCAAAUUUGAGACUUUAAAACUUUUGGAGAAAUGCAGGAAGGAAAGAGAUGAUUCCAUGCACAGAGAAAGUGUUCUCAGAGAGAAACUCCGACAGUAUGAAUCAAGAUUGCGUUCAACUGAGGCUCUGAAACAGAAACUGAAAACCUUGACCAUGGACAACAAGGAGCUGAGGAAAGAAGUGAAGGCUCUUCGUACGCAGAUUGGACUUGAGUGCAGCCCCAAGUUCAAUGGAAAGACCACAAAGGACAUAAUCAGUGACUUGCAUGAGAAGGAGCGUGAGUGCAGUUCCUUGGUGGAGAAGGCUGGGAAACUGAGCCUGACCAUUGAUGGUUUGGCAUCAGAGCUGGCAAGUACAGUCACUUCUAAGACUCUUCUAGAAGACCAGGUUCAGUCAUUGCAGCAGAACCUCAAGGACAUGACAAAUAAUCAGCGCCGUCUGCUGAAGUUAUGGGAAGACAAGAAGGUCCAGAGGGAGCAGCUCGCCCUCCCUGCAAUUACCCAGAAACCUGGACAGAAACCAUUUGUCCAUAAAGCAAUUCAAACUGAGAUGUCCAUCAGUUCAUCCCAAAAGCUCCCAGCCAGUGCUUUUGAGACCAAACCAUUCUCUCUGGACAAUGACGAAAAGACUGUUCUGGAUAAACACAGUUUUCCAACUUUUGGAAAUGGCUAUCAUCAUGACAAGAAAGUGUUCAUGCAUGAUGAAACUAAAGGACUUCAGAACUGA